Messenger RNA from Branchiostoma belcheri (Belcher's lancelet), 927 nucleotides. RefSeq names its product AP-1 complex-associated regulatory protein-like. Gene Ontology annotation, biological process: regulation of Arp2/3 complex-mediated actin nucleation; negative regulation of substrate adhesion-dependent cell spreading; negative regulation of cell motility. The record is from RefSeq and is a predicted model, not a curated record. NCBI's taxonomy places the organism in Eukaryota, Metazoa, Chordata, Leptocardii, Amphioxiformes, Branchiostomatidae. The transcript is spliced from 8 exons. Gene Ontology annotation, molecular function: AP-1 adaptor complex binding. The coding region runs from base 1 to 663 and encodes 220 amino acids.
AUGGCGUUUGAAAACCUCAUAGACGAGGAUGACAACGUAGACAGAGGAAGGGCUGUUACCAGAGAAGAGAUCGAAGCCCUGAAACAGAAACGUUACAGCGACUUGGUCCAGCAGCAGAGGACUAUAGACGCUGAGCUAGAGGCUGAGCUACAGGCUCAGGAGGAGCAGCUGCGGAUUGAGGAGGAGGCGUUCUAUGCGGCUCAGCGGGAAGCGGCGCGAAUCGCCAAACAGCGCAAACUUCUGGACGAGCAACAGGCUGCUGCUAAGAAUGGCCCCAAGGCCUGGGUCGGGGGCGACCAAGACGACUGGGAAGUGGCUGGUGGGGAGGAAGAUUUUGAGAAGUUUCUAGAAAGUGUCAAACAGAGAGCACUCAGCACAAGACAGAGCAUGGAGGAACUGGGUGAGGAGUUGUUACGGCGAGCGCGCAGCAACACAGAAGUGGAGAUCCUGAAGCUGAUCGUGGAGGACCCGGCCGACAGGCAGCGCCUCGAGUCCAACGUCUCCACCGAGAUGGAGUGGGACGACGACGAGUUCGUCUCCGCGGAGACCGUCGCCCCGGCGACGGAACACCUCGCAGCAGGGCAUCCUGGGAAGGAAGCCAGGCAUGCUGGGAAGGCGCAGGUGGAUGAUGGGAUAGGUUCAGACGACAAUCAGGACAGAUAAUCACACAGAGGAAAAGCUGGAAUCUAUAUUAUAAAGUCUGGCUCUUUUUACCAAAUUGUGAAGGGGACAUCUCAGAGUUUGCAGCUGGCCUUUUUCAAAGCUUUUAACGGCUUCACCUUAAGUGCAGUGCAAUUUUCUUUUCCUGCUUUUGUAAAAGUUGUGAGGAGAACUCAAAGUUUGCAUCUGGUCUUUUUCAAAGUUUAACACUACACCUAGUGCAGUGCAAUUUCUUUCACGUUUUUUGUAAUAGUUGUGAACCAGAAA